This is a messenger RNA of Symbiodinium sp. CCMP2592, 957 nucleotides long. The record is from the annotation of a GenBank genome assembly. Lineage: Eukaryota; Dinophyceae; Suessiales; Symbiodiniaceae.
AUGCAGACAAGCUCCCUUGCGGAGAUGAACCUACUGAAGCUUCCUGACCAAGAGCGCCGCGAGCGACAAGCCGAGAAGGAGCUCGAGCUGAUCAAGCGCCACUACCUCGGCAUGAAGGAGAACAAGAAGAAGAUGCAAAAGCCAUCCGAAAAGUUCAGGAACAUCUUCAAUUUCGAGUGGAAUGCUGACGACGACACCAUGCGAGGUGACAACAACCCGCUCUACACCAAGCGCCUCGAGCCGCAGCUGCUCUUCGGUCGCGGCUACCGCGCUGGAAUCGACGUCCGAGAGCAGCGCAAGAACAACAGGCAUGCUCCUCGGGAGGUCAGGCUUCGGGCUUUCGUCUUUCGCCAAGUCGGACACCUGCGACUGGAUGCCGGGACGGGUAGACACGGGCGUGAACCGAGUUUCUACGAAGAGCUCAUCGCUAAGCGUGCGGAGUACUCUGGCGAGGACGUGUCAGCCUUCGUGCAGCCCUCGAAGGAGCUCCGGGGACGGAAGCGGAAGUCCGCCUCAAGUGCUCCUAGCCUGCUGCGCGCUAUCUUGCAGGAGCCCUUGUCCUUCAAGCAGCGGGACAUCGAGGAUAAGGACAUUAACAAGACGCACUGGACAGAGAAGCCAGUGGCCGAGAUGACCACUCGUGACUGGCGCAUCUUCCGGGAGGACUUUCAGAUUUUUAUUCGCGGAGGCCGCGUGCCCGUGCCCAUGCGGGUCUGGUCUGAGGGUCCGCUACCCUGGGAGCUGCUAGAAGCCGUCACGAAGGUGGGCUAUGCCAGGCCCACGCCCAUCCAGAUGCAGGCUCAAGUCGUAGUGUCUGCACGACGGAGAGCAAGUUCUGAGACCCGAAAGCCAAUCCCUUUGAUCAAAUUCGGAGUGUUGAUGUGUGCGAGUGAGUCGAAUCCUCCAGAGUGUCACCUCGCUGCCUGUUGCUUGGUCAGGGCACGCCUAUCCUCGUAA